UCUUUCUCUGUUCAUUGCCAUGCAACGUCCACCCAGAAAUUCUUCUUGCCCUUCCAUUUUGCGUAAUGGGAAACGAGAAGACGAAGAAGAAGAAGAAGAAGGAGGAACCCAAAGUUGUUGUUGUCGAAUUCAGGGUCUCGAUGCAUUGCAACGCGUGCGAAAGAACGGUUGCAAGAACCAUUUCGAAGAUCAAAGGUCUCUCUCUCUCUUCUUUCUCUCUCUUCUGUAACAAGAAUCUCAAGAUGGGUUUGGUGGAUCUACGUACGUUCGUGUUGCAUGAGACAUGCAGAUCGGAUGUGGUGACAAUGGAAAACGGACGGUUCUUCAUGUGUGCUUGUUUUACGAUAAAUGUAGGGGUGGAGACGUUUUCGACAGAUAUGAACCAGCACAAGGUGGUCGUGACGGGGCGGAUCGAUCCGAAGAAGGUUUUGAAGAAGUUGAAGAAGAAGACGGGGAAGAAGGUCGAGAUUCUGGAGAAUAAGGAGGACCGAGCGAACGAAGAGGGCGCGAAUGACGACGGAGAAGGCAAAGAGGGAUCGAAAGCGAUGGUGGCCGAAGAGCAAAAUGUGAUUAUCCAUCCUUCAAUGUUGGGUUAUUGUUGCGUAGAAAAUGAAGUCUUGAUGAUGUUUAGUGAUGAGAAUCCGAAUGCAUGUUCCAUAAUGUAGAGAGAGAGAUUACGGGGCAAAUAAUGU
This is a messenger RNA of Rhodamnia argentea, 692 nucleotides long. RefSeq names its product heavy metal-associated isoprenylated plant protein 19. Lineage: Eukaryota; Viridiplantae; Streptophyta; Magnoliopsida; Myrtales; Myrtaceae. Gene Ontology annotation, molecular function: metal ion binding. The record is from RefSeq and is a predicted model, not a curated record. The transcript is spliced from 2 exons. The coding region runs from base 66 to 665 and encodes 199 amino acids.